This is a messenger RNA of Phascolarctos cinereus (koala), 5375 nucleotides long. It is a transcript of the gene ERMP1, whose product is annotated as endoplasmic reticulum metallopeptidase 1. Lineage: Eukaryota; Metazoa; Chordata; Mammalia; Diprotodontia; Phascolarctidae. Gene Ontology annotation, biological process: proteolysis. Gene Ontology annotation, molecular function: metalloexopeptidase activity. The record is from RefSeq and is a predicted model, not a curated record.
GCGCGGGCGGGCAGUGGCGGUUGGGCGGGUGGCCGCAGCGGGGUCUCGGGGCUGGCGGCUCGAGGCUCGCGGCCAUGGAGUGGGGCUCGCACUCUGCGGCCGUGAGACGGCUCCGCGUCGGAGGGGAGCGCCGAGGGAUCCCCGCUGCCCCAGGGCAGGAGGAGCGGGAGGCCUCGGAGCAGGGGCCGCUCGUCGGGGCGAGCGCCCGGGACUGGGCGCGGAAGGGGAGCGACGGCGGCCGGGCCGCGGGUUCCGGGCUGUCGGAGGCGCGCGCCGGGCUCGCGCUCCUUCUCUACCUGCUCGGGCUCCGGCUGCUCGUGCAGCUCUCCCUGCGGCAGCUCGUGUUGCCCGGCUCCUCGGGGCCCCGCCCGGAGUUCAGCGCUCUCCGAGCCCGGAAUUAUCUUGAACAUAUAACUUCUAUUGGUCCCAGAACUACAGGAAGCCUAGAAAAUGAAGUUCUCACAGUUAACUACCUCUUGGAGCAGAUUAAACUGAUCAAAGCUGAAAGCAGCAGCAUUCACAAGAUUUCAGUAGAUGUGCAACGACCAACAGGGUCCUUCAGCAUUGACUUCUUAGGAGGAUUUACUAGCUAUUAUGAUAACAUAACCAAUGUUGUAGUAAAGCUGGAACCUAGCAGUGGAGCACAGCAUGCAGUACUGUCCAAUUGUCAUUUUGACUCAGUAGCAAAUUCUCCAGGUGCCAGUGAUGAUGCAGUUAGCUGUUCAGUGAUGCUCGAAAUCUUACGAGUUUUGUCAACAUCGUCAGAAGCCUUACAACAUGCUCUCAUAUUCCUCUUUAAUGGAGCUGAAGAAAAUGUCUUGCAAGCCAGUCAUGGCUUCAUUACCCAGCACCCCUGGGCUAACUUGAUUCGAGCAUUUAUUAACCUGGAAGCAGCUGGUGUUGGAGGAAAAGAGCUUGUAUUCCAGACAGGUCCUGAAAAUCCUUGGUUGGUCCAAGCAUAUGUUUUAGCAGCAAAGCAUCCUUUUGCCUCAGUGGUAGCUCAGGAGGUUUUUCAAAGUGGAAUUAUUCCUUCAGAUACAGACUUUCGUAUCUACAGAGAUUUUGGCAGCAUUCCAGGAAUAGAUUUGGCUUUUAUCGAGAAUGGCUAUAUUUACCAUACCAGGUAUGAUACAUCAGACAGAAUUCUCACUGAUUCGAUUCAGAGAGCAGGUGACAACAUUUUGGCUGUGCUUAAAUAUUUAGCUACAUCUGAUAGCCUGGCUUCUUCCUUUGAGUAUCGACAUGGAAACAUGGUCUUUUUUGAUGUGCUUGGCUUGUUUGUCAUAGCCUAUCCAGCUCGUGUUGGCUCAGUAAUUAACUACAUGGUGGUAGUAGCUGUUGUCCUAUAUUUGGGCAAAAAAUUCUUGAAGCCCAAACAGAAGGCUGCUAACUACACAAAGGAUUUCUUCUGUGGGCUUGGCAUCACACUGAUAAGUUGGUUUACCAGCUUAGUUACUGUUCUUAUUAUAGCAGUGUUUAUUUCUCUUAUUGGACAGUCUCUUUCAUGGUAUAACCACUUUUAUGUCUCAGUCUGUCUAUAUGGGACUGCAGCUGUGGCUAAGAUAACACUUGUGCAUACACUUGCAAAAAGAUUCUAUUAUGUGCAUACAAGUGAACAAUACCUGGGAGAGGUGUUUUUUGACAUCUCGCUGUUCGUGCAUUGUGGCUCUCUUCUUCUGCUCACCUCCCAAGGACUGUGUUCUGCAUUUAUUAGUGCUAUCUGGGUGGUGUUUCCUUUGCUCACGAAGCUGCUUGUCAAUAAGGAUUUCAAGCAAAAUGGUGCUAAAGGAAGAUUUAUCAUGAUUUACCUUCUGGGCAUGUUUGUCCCAUAUCUUUAUGCACUGUACCUUAUUUGGGCAGUGUUUGAAAUGUUUACACCUAUCUUAGGAAGAAGUGGUUCAGAAAUCCCACCUGAUGUUGUGUUGGCUUCCAUUCUGGCUCUCUGUGCAAUGAUUUUGUCUUCCUAUUUUAUUACCUUCAUUUAUCUUGCCAAAAACACAAAGGUGACGAUAUUUGCUCUGGCUUCAGUAUGUGCAAUUACAUUCCUUCUUGUUUGCAGUGGUAUCUUCUUUCCAUAUAGUGCUGAUCCUGCUAAUCCAAAGCCCAAGAGAGUCUUUCUUCAGCAUAUAACUAGAACAUUUCAUGGCUUGGAUGGAAUUGUAGUGAAGAGAGACUCUGGAAUAUGGAUUAAUGGGUUUGAUUACACUGGAAUGUCUCACAUCACUCCUUACAUUCCUGAGAUCAAUGACACCAUCAGAGCCCCCUGUGAGGAGGCAGCUCCCCUCUGUGGUUUCCCUUGGUAUCUUCCAGUGCAUUUUCUAAUCAGGAAAAACUGGUAUCUUCCUGCACCGGAAGUUUCUCCCAGAAACCCUACUCACUUUAGGCUUAUAUCCAAAGAGCAAACACCCUGGGAGUCUACAAAGUUAACCUUUGAAGUAACAGGUCCUAGUCACAUGUCAUUCUAUGUCCGAACACAUGAAGGGUCAACACUUUCCCGAUGGUCUCUUGGCAAUGGUAUACCAAUUACCAGUAAAGGAGGAGAUUAUUUUGUAUUUUAUUCUCAUGGACUACAGGCUUCUCCCUGGCAAUUCUGGAUAGAUGUGCAGGUCUCAGAAGAACAUCCUGAAGGAAUGGUGACUGUGGCCAUAGCUGCCCACUACUUUUCUGGAGAGGACAAGAUGUCUCCCCAGCUGGUUACCUUGAAGGAUAGGCUCCCAGAUUGGACAUUUCCUUCUGGAUGGGUUUGCACCUACGACCUAUAUGUAUUUUAAUCUUCUCUGUCAGGUUGUAGGAACAUGGCUUGUGCCAUACUCCAUUCCUGUGCAACCUGGAAUAUAACCUGAGGAAGAUAGUUGGCCAAAUUCAGCAGUUAUUAUUAGAUGCUCUCUGUUGCUUUCAAGUGUGGUAUGGAAGCUGAACUUCUUAAAAACUGGGGGGAAAGCCCCUCUUGACAACUAAUAGUUUUGCUCUUUCUUGCUUCAGCUAGGAGAGAGGCUGGGAAAAAGCUUCAAGAAGCAGAACUAGAUGGUAUGUUGGGGUGUGGCCUUUCUGAUUCUUGAAAAUACCAGGGAGUGAAGCCCACAUGGAUAUUGUCAUUUGCAAGGGUGUCUCAUUUUAUGUAACCUUUAAAAAAAAAAAGGGAAAAAACACUAUAAACUUUCCCUUUAGGAUAAUGAAUUAAGUGAUGUCGAAUUAGUGUUAUGGAGAGAAAAAGCAUUUCUGAUUUAAAGCUGUAGAGCAUUUUUGUGUUGUUCAGUGGGUAGAACAACAUAUGAAGUGGUGAUUCUAACUAGAACUGAGCUGUGUAGGAGAUAAUACGCUUGUGUGAAGGUUUGAAACUGAACAGAUGAUCUCUCAAAGUCUCUUUCCAGCUCUAACAAACUAAUUCUUAAAGGAACUGAAGAGUGCUCAUGCAUUACUGCACUUGGAAUAUUCACCAAUGUUGGGAAUUGCUGUAGUGUCUUGGAUCACCAUUGCACGUCUUGGCCUUGGUGUUUUCAAUGCCUUAUAUUCUAGAAAUCUGUGUACUUGCUCUUGAAUAUACCACUUAAGGGAGUGGAGAAGCCAGAUUUUCCCUUGGGUUCUUGUAGGUCUUUCUUUUCACACUACUGUUAGUACUGGGUCCAGACAAAGAUAGAUGCAAGACGAUGACUUCCUGCAUCAGAGCACUGAGCUGCCCCUUCGGCCUUUUUUUUUUUUAAUGUGGUUGAAUAUUUUAUAAAUAUUUAUUCUGAUUUCUUUAUUAUUUAGGAUUCAUUAUUUUUCUGGGUUUUUGCAUCUUUUAGAUGUUUAUGCAGAAGACACUGCACUGGGUUCAUGUCACCUUCUGUUGUAUGAUUAGUUCUAUAAACCUGUUUCUUUAUUGUCUACCAUGACUAGUUUUCCUUGAGUUUGAAGAUGUCUUUUAGUGAGAUUGUACACCUGAACAUACUAUGAAAAUGUGAUAGUGCCUAAGAAUUUGAUAUUUGGUUUGUGAUGUGCUUUUUCAUUUUGAAAAUUUUUUUAUACAGCUUGUAGGUAGCUCUCCAGCGGUAGAAAUGCCUUGGUGUGUAUUGAGUCCCUAUAGCAGACAGAUUUAAGCAGAUGGCUAGUAAACUCUACUAGAUUUUCCUUAAUUAAAAAUAAAAAAGAGGGCACACAGACAUACUUGUUGAGCUUCAACAAGUACACAGUACUACAAACUAAAAAUUCAUUUGUUUUAUGAAGAUAAAGUAGAUGAGGCCCCUUGAUUAGAGAUGAAAAACUAUAAAUGUCUACCUCUCUGAAAUGAGCACAUCGCAUUGAAGUGGGAGUAAGGUGGAGAGAAAAGGUGGUCAAUUUUCACAAGCUGGGGACCACAGAAUAGGAUAGUUUGCUUAAACCUUCUCUGUAAGUUGCCUACCUGAUUUGUGACUCAUUCAAACUGAAGUGAGUCCUAUAGACAGUAGACACCUGAAUGCUAGGUGCCACAAGGCCUGGCUUGUUGCAGCAUUCCUUUCUGGAGGCGUAGCUAUUUCUGAGACACCAUACUUUCCAUUCACAACCCACUUCAAAGGGCUGCAGAGUCUGUGUCUAGCUACUACCAGGCCUUUUGAUGAUAGUUCAUUUCUGAUUUUGUGCUGCUGAAGUUUGAGGUAUUUGGGAACAGCUGUUGGAAAUAAUUCUAUUGCAUAGUUAUGAAAGUGAGAUAAAAAGAAGAGACUCUCUAGAAAUUGCUAAAUAGGUGCAGAUUUUCUGUUCUUGUGCUUAACCUGAAAUCUGAAAUAAAUGAUUAGAUGUAUUAUAGGAAUAGAUAUAACUGUCCUAGAAAGCAAAACAAUAUUCCUCCUAUAAGUUUUUCCUGGAUGAGGAGGGAUGCUGCUACUCACUUUUGAUGGUAAUCAUGAUUUUCUUCUUUACUUUUUGGAAUAUUUGUCCUUCUAAAAAAUUCUAAAAAAAGUCUUCAUUUAAUUGGGUUGAUCAUUAUGAAGUUUAGCUGACACAGGAGUUGGGCUUUCCAGGUGGUUAGUACAGAGGUACCCAUUAGUCUGUUAGAAUGUUAAUGCAAAGAUUCCCUUUAUGCGUUAUAUGCCAGAAACGUUCAAAUAAAUUAAACAUUCAGAGCUAUUUAAUAAUAAGCACAUUGAGCUGUUCUUGUCAGAUCAGUGGCAUCUGGAAUAAAUGAACUCAUUCAUAUUUUUUUAGAGCCUCUGACAAGAUCAUUUCACUGACUCAUUUUGAAAAAGGUCUUUUAAAAUCAUAACAAAUGCUCUAUUUUACACAGCACUUUAGCUGUAAGUAGCACAAUGUUUGGGAAAAAGUGUGAGGAAGGAUGACUUAGUUAUUUCUGAAUUUUACAUUGUGCCUCUGACUUUAAGAAUGAUUGUCACAUGCAGUUUCCUGUUGUCACAGUUUAA